Xyrichtys novacula (pearly razorfish) is the source of this 10180-nucleotide messenger RNA. The record is from the annotation of a GenBank genome assembly. Lineage: Eukaryota; Metazoa; Chordata; Actinopteri; Labriformes; Labridae.
CCCCCUGUGUGCUGCUGACUCCAGGCUCAGUGAAGAAGACGCCCUUAGCAACAACAGCACACAGCUGCGUCGAAUAAGAUACUCGAACCACAGAGAAGACGGAUUAAACACCGCCGCUUUGUUGCUCUGAGCACAGGUGAAGCUUUUCUGUCAGAGCAGGUUGUCUUUGCAGACAAAAUGGGGCUUGAGUACAGCUAGCGAGUUAGCCUUUAUUUGGGCUAACCAUCCCCCCCUAAAGAGGAGCGAAGCUACCCCAAGCUGUCCCGGGAGGAGGACACAAUCCUGGGGGUUCGACGUGUGCUAACAUCGCUAACUCCAAAGUAGGCUAUCCGGGACUAAGCACGGGAAUGGUGCUCUGGAUUGACACACUGUACCGACAGAGAAAGGCGAGGGGCACACGGGUCAGACCACCAAGCUGUAGCAUUUGGACUCAAACUAUUUUUAACGGAGGGAGCGGCUCUCGGUCGGACGAGUGUUUUUGUGGCUGUGCAAGCUAGCUGGCUAGCUAGCUGAGGGAAACGACCCCCCACCAUCACCACCGCCGCCUGCUCAGGUUUUUCAAGCUACAGCCGAGGCUAAUGUUAGCCGCAACACAACCCUGUGUUUUUUAUUGAAAAAGGAGAGAAAUCAGAGUAAAUUAUCAAUCAUAAGGAGAUAAAAAAAACACAUUUGGUGUCUGUUUUAUCCAAACACCAACUUCAGGGUUAACGGACUCAACUUUCCUCUCAAACAAAGUUGCAAAUGCUUUUUAACAAGUUUUCUACUCGUGUUCAACUGUUUUUGUUUUAUCGCUUUUACUCGGUAUUUUUGUCUACUUCGGAUGCUGGCAUCAAAUAUUAAUCGCAAUCAUGAUGAUAAUAAGCAGAAAACCAGAGGGCCCAAUAGCAACAGGUAACCACAACAUAAGUCUUGCACUCUUUCCUACUCCUACUUUUGUUCCCCUCGUGUUUUUGCAGACAUGUUUUGGUUUAAAAUGCUUCUUCAUGUUUAAGUUUGAUAUUGCCAACAUGGCAGCUGAGUCAGUUUUACAGACAUAAGUACCAUCCUUCUUCACAGAAUUAUACAUCUGAUCAAACGUGUUUGAUUGACAACAAGUUUGUUCAGUCCACGGACAGAGAGAGAACAGACGGAUGCUGUUUCUUGGUGGUAAACACGUUUUCUUUAGCUCUUGAAACCUAUAUCAAUCACGAGACCUCUGCGUGUGAACGUUGAAGAGGAAACGAGGAAGCUCUACUCUGUUUUUAUGCCUUCCCUGAAAGCAUUUAUUGUCUUGAUAAGCCUUAAUAUUCGUAAACAACCCGGUCUAAGUUUAUACCAUGAAGUCAUAGAUUUAUUGUUUUAUUGUUUUGUAUGUUUGCACUGACCCCGUGUCUGUUUGCCUUUCGUGUUUGCAGUACAAGGAAUACUUAAACUACAAGAUUAAUCACUGUACCGUGGCUUUCAGUUAGAUUUUCCUUAUGUCAUACAUUGGACCAUGCAUUGUCCUUGAAGAGACACUCUGUCCCGCAAACUAGUGAGAGAACAAAAAAACUGCAACUUGACUACAGUCCCACCCCCUCUAACACGUUUUAUGCCUCAUGAUCAGCUGUAUGUCUGUUUGUUUGAACCUUGUUCUCUCCUCUCUGCUUUGUGUGUGUUUGUGGGGUGGAAGAGGAGGGGGUUGUCACAGUGUGGAGAGCUGAAAGCCAGCAGGACACUUCAGCGUAGAUGUUUGGUUACACUGUAGUCUGGACUCUGUUUAAUUUUCUUCCUUGAGUGAGAUGCGGUACAGAGAGAGAGCGCUGAGCCCCCACAGAGUGAUUAAGAGUUUGCACCCAGACGGCUAAUGGGGUCUGCUAAUGUUGUGUGAGUGGAGACCUAAUGCCUGUGUUUGCUGUGCUGUGCAGGUCUAAUGCAUCAGUAUCCAGGCUGCGGUUCUAAUCUGUCCCGUAGCAGGUCUGUUGACGGGCUGGGGACACAGGCUCUGACGCACCUGGGCAUGGUUACACCACUCUCAAGGGCUGCUACAGUUAUAAGCCCUGAACUAAUGAGCUAACACAGUACAAUAGCUUUGUAAUUGGCUUACACUAACAGGCUACUACUCAGCCACAUUUCAGUCAUUAAUACAGAAGACCCACUUCUAUUGCACCAGCAACCUGUGGGUACGCUAGACAGCUGACAGACUGAACAGCCGGUCAGUUGAGGUUUGUCAUUUGAGUAAGUGGCUUCCUUCUACAGCCCCACAUGCUCGUCUCUUCCCUCUACUCGCGCUCACUAUCAUCUCAAUGUGAGGUGUUUGGCUCGGUGCCGCAGAGGUGAGCACCCACACACACUUGGCACUAUUAAAUGACAAGAACCCACAUCCGUCCACAUGAUCUCUAUUUCUGAGCACACCUGGUGUGUGCACUAUAUGACUCGGGACGAAUGGACAGAUGGGCAGAUGGAAAGAUGCUGUCGUCACUGAGGCAUCUGUUACCCCUAUUAGGCCAAUAAUACCACUUGCGGCGCUAGCGAUCCGGGACCCUAAGCUCUAUCUAAGCCGGUCAGGUUGGAGUGCUGGCCAUGGAUAAAAGUCUUGAACACAAUAGAUGCAAUUGACAUAUCUGGUGAUAAUGCUCCUUUCACUGUUCCUGUGUCGCGGCUUUGCUGAGGUCGGUUCCGUGGAUUUGUUUAGCCUUACAAAACAGUUGCGUCGUCACUGAAACCAGUGCUCCGAUUGAUGACAUAAUCAAUAAGACUCUGCUUAAUCAAAUAAGGGACUGUUUGGCCACAUGGAGGUCGAAUUGCAUUCUACGACCGUUACCUGGAACAUCAUCCUUUGCCCUUGUCCCUGGAUUCAUCAGUGUUGGAAGAUUUAGUGAUUCUCUCAAAUCACGCUUUGUUUUCCUGUUCAUUUUUUGUCCUUCCAGCACGCCAUGGAGACGGCCUGUAUGACUCUUACAUGAGGACAGACCACAUUCUGAAAGACGAAGCCGACACAAACAGUCCACCUGGGCUGCCCCCUAUGCCCAAACACACAGUAAGUACAACACACACGCACACACAAAGCCUGUAAAGCCGUAUUUCCUGUGCUGAAACACGCUCUGUCUCCAGACGUCCUGUUCCUUAGUUUUUCCACACUCAGCCUUUUCACAUCCACCUCUCCUUCUGUAUCUCACUCUUUCUUUUUGGGUUAGGUCGUUUAUCUCUUAUCUAUUUUUUUUCGUUAUCUCUAACCCUUGUGAUUUAGUCAGGGUUUUAUACCCUUCAGGGGGAACAACACGUGAUGAUGUGAGUAAUAUUGACUGACUGCCCGAGGGCUUUGAGGGUGUUUGUUUCAGUGAGCAGUUCUUCUCACUGUUAAAUGGAGCCACUUCAUUUCUCUAGCCCAGGCUAUACAAAGAUAAAACUGUAAUCAGCAGCCUUUUAAGGAGGAAAACGGUUCAUUUCUGAGAACCGAAGGUGAAAAAAAUGAAUGAUUCCCAAUAAUUGGACACUCUGAAUGGUUUUCAGUUUCCUAUAUUUGUGAGGAUUUUUCUUCAUUUCGGCAAAAGAAGCAGUUUUCAAUGCGCAGGUGUGAAUAAAGUUAUUUUAUCAUUCCUGAACUGCAGGUAUUUGAGGUGGAUUUUGUAGGUUUUUGAUAGUUUUAAGUCCUUUUUUCAUGAAUAUAGUUGGUUAUAUAUUUUGCACUCUUUUUUUUUUAAAUUAAAUAAGUCUAAAAAUUAUUAUUUGUCAGCUUUAACAUGUUUAAGAUUUCUCAACCAUCAAAACUAAAUUCCUCUUCACUUGAAAGUUAAUCUAGUGUAGUACUGGCGAGGUUCCCCUCCACCUGAUUUGCCUCUCUGAAAAGCCCCUUUGGCAGAAUGUGCACAUUCACGGACAAAGCCACUCCACAGCCUCCCACACAUGUAGAGGGAAAACGGCCGGUUUGAUAUAUUCUAAAGAUUUAUUGGGCUUGAAAAUGUGACCCACAAACAAAAUCACCAAUCAACAAUCCACCCCUACCCACCCUCCACUCCCCUCCUUCUAUCUGGUGUAAUCCACCAUCAGUGGGCUCGCGCUGUGGUUAGGCCUAGUUUUCUAUUCUAGUCCUGCCUCUUUUUCUUUGUAUUUUGUGUCACGCUCACAGAGGUGAUAUGCCCCGCUCAAUGUGACACACAGUUGCCUGCCCCACUUCAACCUCGAGUACAAUGCUCACAUUUGCCUCGUGUGCUAGUAGAUUAUUAAAGUGUAUGUCGCUGUUUCAUGUCAAGGUACAAACUUAUGAGAUAAAUCACACUAGUGCUGAAACUUUCAAAUAAUGUAAAGUUAAUGAGAUGGCACAUUGAUUUUGGUUAUGAUGGUGACCCAGCUUUAAUCUUUCUACAUGACCGUGAUCUUCUGAUGUGUACGUGUGCCAAAGGGUUACAAGUGUUGAGUUGUGCAGCCCUAGUGAGUGUGUGUCCCAGGCAAGGAGAGACGCAUACUUAUGUGUUUCUCUGAAAGCAAAGAGAUUAGCUCGUCUCCAUCUGUUGCGCCGCACACAGAUUUGCACACAGACAACUCUCCGUAUCACUCGGCGGUAGAGAAUAUCUAGUCUCCCAGUUUUCAUUCGAAUCAUCGGCCGCUUUUUCAAAUGUUCUUUCUAACUGGCUUCCCCGUCAGCUAAAAAUCAAUUAAACACAGUGAUGCUCAACACACUGAUUGAUUUUGAUUUUGUGUGUCUCUGUGGGUGAAGGGUCUCCAAUCAAUGCCAUUUAUUGUGUUUGUGGAGCAGCUUUGGUUCAACAGCUGCCCGGGAUCCUGGGUCAGCAGUGAGACCGCUUUAACAAGUUAAGACUAUAUGGUUACACAUAUGGAAGCCCGUCCUGCAUUCCUUCUCUAUUUUUAGGACUUCAUCUUACAACACAAACACACUCCGAGCAGAGUCGGCUUUUAGUGGAACGUGUCAACACCCACUUUUGAUAUGCGUUUCCUUGUUGUGCUGUCUUUAUCAGCUGACCUACUCCGCUGUAAUCACAAGUUAGAGGAAGGCUCCAGAGUUUAACGGGAGAAAAUAAUGUCAUAAAUCUUCAAGUCCGAUCCCUCGCUCACGCGGGUGUAACCAUACUGCCUGCGAACGGUCAUGUGAGAGAAACAGUAAAUCUGCCUGUCUGUGUGUGUCUGUAUAUAGUUGAGUUUAUGUCAGUGUAUCUUAUUAACAGCAGCACUGCUUGUACGGUUUAAGAGCAUAAUCUAACUUUAAUGACCGUCAUUUCCCUUGUGCUCCAUAAUCUUGCGGAGGGUUCUUUCCGCUGGUGCGCGAGAGAAGAGAGGGAGAGACGCAGACAAAAGAGGAAGAGGAGGAAUGAAUUCCUGGGGUUCUUAAAAUGAAACAGUUUGCUGGCAGGCAAGACUGUAGCGCUAGUCUGGAACUCUCUUAAGUAUAGGUGUAUGCGUCACUCUUUAGAAAAUGACCAUAACUGUGCAGUAAGUGUGCGUAUACAAGCUGGUUUUGCUGUUUCUUCCUCUGCAUUUGUGCCGAUCUUGCAGGGAUUAGCACUAUCAGCAGUUGCGUCAAACCCCUCUUAGAUUGCGAAUCUUUUAAAAAACUAGCGCUUGAUUUUGACACAUGAAUGGGUUUUUCUUUUCUUUUGUACAAUUCUCAGCCCAGCAUUGGUAAUACCUUUCAGCUAAAUGCUAAAAGCUCGUAAACAAACGGGGAGGAGGGGACUUGGGUCCUCUUGCGUGAGGUAUGGUUGGGGGUGGGUCCUUUUUUUAUUCUGUGGAGUUUUUCCAGUUAUGCUGGUUUAAAUGCUGCACGCCGCAUUCUGCUAAUGACUCACUGCUUGUAAAUCCAAAGUAGGCCUGCAUCAGACCAAACUGGACUAGAUGUCUUCACUAGUUUUACUCUCUGUGUUUGACUGUGAAAUUAUUCCGAAGUUUUUUUUUUGUGUGGAUGUAUUCAAACAGUGCCAGCAUCUGUUUUCAGAUUUUCUGCCAUGCUUUCACAUGCCUACAAGUGAGAAUAAAAGACCUGUUAUAUCUGUCAGCUGUUUACAUGACGUACUAACAAGAGUUAAGUAAAUACAUGUUUGUGAGGUCUGACUCCUGUGGCUGUGUCCUUAAAACUUUCAAAGAGUCAUUCACAAACCCAUAGAAAUGUCUUUUUUCUCGUCUGAAAACACGUCAUGUGCUGCAGCUUUUUACACAAUGUAAUAUGAACACUGAUCUUAGACUGACUGAGCUUCAGUCAAGGGUUCAACAAAUGGGUUUUCUAAGAGCUUUGUCUCUCUUUCUUUGUCUCUUCUUCUCCUCUUAGGUUGUGAGUAACAAGGCUGUCAUGAGGGAUCAGGUAACUGUGCGAGGCAGCCAGCUGAAGGUCAAGUAUCUAUAUGAAGACUCCACCAACAACCGAAAGAUCAAUGCCAUAACUACAGCAACCACUCAGAACAGCGGGACCACCGGUCAGACGCCCAGUAAACCUGCCCCUGUCUCCGGCCUGUCCAAGGAGCACAGUGUCGAUAGGUGAGAAAGGCAGCAAACGAACAUCCUUUGAAGCCACUGUAACUGCUUUGACCGGAGGGGGAGAAACACGACUUCACUUGUUAAUUGCCAUGUUUUUAUCCUGCUUCUCUGUCACAGCACUGAGUCCAGCAAAGGCUCCAGCGAAUCCUCCGGCCCACACGGAGUCGGGAAUGGAGGGAACAGUGGGAAGCUGUGUGGCCCUCUCAGCCCUGAUCAGGCUCUGAGACUGUAUAGAUCUCAGCUGACCUCCCUAGAGCAAUCAGAGAUCCACUCCUACCCGGAUGUCUACUUUGUGGGACCGAACGCCAAGAAGAGGCCUGCUGUUGCUGGGGGCAACAACAAUUGUGGCUAUGAUGACGAGCAGGGAGGAUACAUUCAUGUUCCCCAUGACCAUCUGGCUUACCGCUAUGAGUUCCUCAAGGUCAGUAAGACACAAAGUGAGACUUAAAAGUCUUUUAGAGACUAUUGUGCUCGGUUGUCUGCUGCUAACACAGUUUUCCUUCUCCAUCUUUGCUUCCCAAUUCAGAUUAUCGGUAAAGGCAGCUUUGGUCAGGUGGCCAAGGUGUACGACCACAAGCUGCAGCAGCAUCUAGCUCUGAAAAUGGUGCGCAACGAGAAGCGUUUCCACAGACAAGCUCAGGAGGAGAUCCGCAUCCUGGAGCACUUGCGCAAGCAGGACCGCAACGGCACCAUGAACGUGGUACACAUGCUCGAGAACUUCACCUUCCGCAACCACAUCUGCAUGACCUUUGAGCUGCUGAGCAUGAACCUGUACGAGCUCAUCAAGCGCAAUAAGUUCCAGGGCUUCAGCUUGCCGCUGGUCAGGAAGUUUGCACACUCCAUCCUGCAGUGCCUGGACGCUCUGAGCCGGCACAGGAUCAUCCACUGUGACCUCAAGCCCGAGAACAUUCUGCUCAAACAGCAGGGACGGAGCGGCAUCAAGGUAGAGCGUCCGAAACAUCCACAAGGAGUCUGAAAUCAUGCAAAAGCUCAGCGUAACAUGGUCCUGAUAAUGAUGUUGACUUACACUGUUUUCUCUACUGUCUAUGUCAGGUGAUCGACUUUGGCUCCAGCUGUUUCGAACACCAGCGGGUCUACACCUACAUCCAGUCUCGUUUCUACCGGGCUCCAGAGGUGAUCCUCGGUUCACGUUACGGCCUCCCCAUCGACAUGUGGAGCUUCGGCUGCAUACUGGCUGAGCUGCUGACCGGCUACCCUCUGUUCCCCGGCGAGGACGAGGGCGACCAGCUGGCUUGCGUCAUGGAGCUUCUGGGUAUGCCUCCGCAGAAGGUCUUGGAGCAAGCGAAACGGGCAAAGAACUUCAUCAACUCCAAGGGCCACCCUCGCUACUGCGGGGCAAACACCCUGCCCACAGGGGCCACGGUGCUGACGGGGUCUCGCUCUCGUCGCGGCAAGAUGAGAGGCCCCCCAGGCAGCAAAGAGUGGAGUGCCGCGCUGAAGGGCUGCGAGGACCCCACCUUUACUGACUUCAUAAAGAAGUGUUUGGACUGGGACCCUUCGUCUCGACUCACCCCCAGCCAGGCUCUCAGACAUCCGUGGUUGUAUCGGCGCCUACCCAAGCCCCUAACUGGGACCGAUAAGAGCCAAGGGGCCACAGUGAAACGGCUCCCUGAGCACCACAGCACCUCCUUCCCUUCUAUCCUGGCCAAAGGGGGGCCUGGUUUAGGCACCGCAGCGGCCAACAACAAACUGAGGAGCAACAUGAUGGGAAAUUCUGAGGAAGCCAUACCUUUGCGUACAGUCCUACCCAAACUUGUCUCUUAGAAAUAAAGAGAGAGAGAGAGAGACCUGUAAUCUCCUCCAUCUCCUUCCACUCUCUCCUCCUCUGCACUCCUCAGGAGGGGUCAGAGCGCAGGAGAAAGUGGAGCCUAGGUUUUAAAACUUGUUUGGUUGUUCUUUUAUUUGUUUUCCGCUGCGAGGUGUCGACACCCCCAGUUCCUGGUUUUUAAUAUUAGCGAAGCAGAGAGAGACAAUAUAAGAAACAAUCGAAAAAGAAAAAAAAAGUUUUUAUACAGAGGAUUUUCUUGAGCGGCUGUGGAGUUUCUGUAAACAGCCAUUGAUAAGUUUUUGAUUUAGAUAAAGCUUUUUAAAAACUUCCUUGUGUGAGUGGACAGCUUGGUAAAUGAGCAAAUGGUUUUUAACCUGUGUGUGUGUGUUCUCACGUGUUUUAGUAAAACACUCUCAAGCACACCUGCACUGUCACUUGCCUCACUCGACACUCUUUCUUAACCCUCAAAAGACGCCGACCUUUCCCGGGAGGUGUUUGAAUGAGUGAAACUUGAAAAGGGCUACAGACUUACUCUUAUCAGGUCAGAUGUGGCAUUCAAAGAUUUUUUUUCUGCCAACAUAAUUUAAUAAAAGAAUCAUCCUUUUAGUGUUCAGGCCCUGCAUGCACUAGCACACUUAUCCCUCAUAUUUACAACAUAAAUGCCUUCACACAUGGAUUGGCAUCAUGUAUUGACUAAUUUGGAGGAUAUUUUUUUAGCAAUAAGCGCUCACUUCUCUGUCCUUUUUCUAACUGCGCCUGUUUCCGUCUUUUCCACAACCCUUGGUGCUUGCAUGUCAACUCAGUAUGUGAGAUUCGUGUGUGUGUGUGUGUGUGUGCUUUCGCUUUGCUGUGCUACUGUGGGAGACAUUGUGAGGCAGCAGGGUAACCCAUUUAUGGCUUUUGUCCUCCUCGCUUAAGUGAGUAGAGGUGGUAGAGGUCGAGGACGGUGGAACUGUUACGAGGGUGCGAACGUCACACUUGAUUCUCACAGCUUGUGCAUAUAUUUUACAAAUGGAGCGAGUAAGCAUUUGCACAUACACACAUAUUGGUUUGAAGGGUUAGCUUUGGGAAAGUUAAAAGUUUGAGUGUCACCUGCCCAUGCUUCUGAUUAUCCGCUGUGGUGCAUUAUUCCCGCAGGAAGAAAAAGUGAAAUGUGAAAGAGAAAUAAAAAGUGGGAUGUUAAUUGUGAGCCAAGAAGAGCUGACAGGGUGGGCAAGUGACAAAGAAGGUUUUUAUUUUUUUUAAUGGUACAGUAGAAAGUGUUUCUCAGGGAGACAUACUUGAUACAUCCCUAAAUCUUCUAUUAACUGUGCUCCUCUUACUGUCCCGACCGUGGAAGAACAUGCAUGCAGUUCUGUCCACUGAGAGCGAGAGAAUGCACAUACAAGCUCCUGCAAAAGGGGGUCUGCAUGCUCCACAAUCUGACCUAGAUUCCUCCCCCCUCCUCCCGCCAUCACCGUCUCUUUCUCUCUUGUUCUACUCACUCUCAUGUAGGGCAGGGAACCUCUUAAACUCACACAUAUUAAGUGAAUUAUGGUGCUGUCCAAAGCCUACACACACACACACACACAUAGACACACGUUAACUCACAUCAGGUGCAUGUUGUAUGGACCACACCGCUCAAAGAGUUCUUUCUCUCAUCCCUCAAAAGUGAAAGUGUCAGGGAUUUCUACUCUGCUCCAUUUUUUUUUAGUAGAAGUGAUUUCUAUUACUACACAGCCCAGAAUAUCAGAGGAUGUAAAAUGCAAAAAAAAAGGAAAAAGAGAAAGUUGUGUACUGUCAUGUUGUACUAGUGGUUUGUGUUAGUAGGAGGACGUUUGGUGUUACAGCAUGAAAUCACAACCUGUUAUCAGACCGAGUGACUAUGAGAAGAGAAACUGUACAGUAACCAAAUGAAGUUGUGAUAGUUUCUUUUUCUAAAGAAAAUAAAAUGAUUAUUAACUGAAA